Molecule: messenger RNA, 798 nt
Organism: Aureobasidium subglaciale EXF-2481
Lineage: Eukaryota; Fungi; Ascomycota; Dothideomycetes; Dothideales; Saccotheciaceae
Exons: 2
Coding region: 1-798 (265 amino acids)
Biological process (GO): RNA catabolic process
Cellular component (GO): extracellular region
Molecular function (GO): ribonuclease T2 activity; RNA binding
Source: RefSeq, a predicted model, not a curated record
AUGUCUUCUACUUUGAUCGCCCUCAGCACUCUUCUUGGUCUGGCUGCCGCUAGCAUAAAGUCAUGUCCUGCAAAUGCACCAAUCAGUUGUCAGACCAGCGGUACCAUUCAGAACACGUGCUGUACUGAGGUUCAGGGUCAAAUUUUGCAGACUCAAUUCUGGGACUCGAGCCCUGCCACUGGUCCUGCGAACAGUUUCACGAUACACGGACUGUGGCCUGAUAAUUGCGAUGGCACCUACGAGGCUACUUGCGACAGCUCAAGAGCUUACACAGACAUCGACUGCAUCCUCCAAAACAAGGGUCAUGGCGAUAUAUUGUCAUACAUGGAGACUUACUGGAAGGACUACCAAGGUGACGACGAGUCGUUCUGGGAGCACGAAUGGAGCAAGCACGGAACAUGCUAUUCAACCUUGAACCCUAGCUGCUACACAAACUACCAGCCGGAGGACGAGCUUGUUGACUUCCUCAACACUACCAUUACCUUGUUCAAAAAGCUACCCACCUAUGACUGGCUUGCUUCUGCAGGAAUCACUCCUAGCUCCAGCAAGACCUACACCAAUGCUCAGAUCACCAACGCACUCAAGUCCAAGUUCGGAGCUACUCCCAUUCUGUCUUGCACCAGUGGGAAGCUUAAUCAGGUUGAAUAUGUCUUCAACGUUCGUGGCAGCGUGGCCAAUGGUCAGUUCAUCGCUGUGAACCCUACCGGAACAAAGGGCAACUGCCCUACCAGCGGUAUCAAGUGGCUGCCCAAGGACCUUAGCACUACGCCCGAAGCCAACGAGGGUAGCUGUUCCUAA